GAUUAGUUCGGUCGCGUUUUUCGUCAGCUGGCUCUGGCUGUAAGGUUUCAAUUUACGCGCGUGCUCAGCGGUUCAUCGCGUUGCUUGCCCGUGAAUGUGUUACAAUUACCCGUGCGUCUUCUCACUAGUUUCUGUUUUGGUAGAAUGUUCCGUUUCGUGUUAUUUUCAGAGGUGGCCUUUUCCGGUUGUGUACGUUUGAACUGCAUAAGCAAUUGAAUUUUUAGCACACUAUUUGCGGUUGCUUCUACGUGGUUACUGGUUAGGUGUUUAUAAAAAACCGCGUUUUGAGCCGAAUCAUCAACGUUAAGUCACCGUUCUUAACAGAGUUUAAAGUUCACUAGAAGAAAAUGUAAAUUGUUCGAAGAGUACAUCUGAUGUUCUUGAAUGACUCAGCACUAUAAAUAUUUUUGAAUAGUACAACAAUUGUGGAAGUUUCAGUUCGUGCUUAUAUUGGGAAAAAAACAAUUAAGAAACUGUGUGCUACCUGGCGCUGAUCCAGCACUAACGAUAACUAGUUCUCGGAAGAGAUAGUACACAUUCAAGGAACUGCGCUGGGGUCUGCUGUGAUCAUGUCAUCCCGUUAGGUUUCAGAUUUCAGAGAAUAACAACAAUUUGCUGAAUAAUUUGUAAUGCUGUUUGCUUGAAUUGUAUUUGGAUGAUAAAAACUCUUCAACUUCACAAAAUAUUACGUCAUGCCAGAGAGCAGCACCAGCAGUUGACAAAGAGAAAGGUGAAUCCAUUGCGAGAAGCGAGACAACCAUCGAAAGUUGAACUAAAUGUCUGAUACAAAAUCAUUCCGAGACGAGAGUACCAAACCGUUGCAGAGAAAGGUUUAUUGACGUCGGUCCAAGGCACCGCAACACAUUGCCCUUUCAUACCGGUUGAAGGUGCAGUAAAGCAGAGCUUGUCAAAGUAAAAAGUACUUCAAGGCUGCACUUGCUGGUUUUUCUACUACACGCUGUGCAUUCUCGGUGCCAAGAAUGGCGAAAGACGUGGAGUUCCAAGAGAUAGUGUAUACGGUCAAUGUCCGGAGGAGUUUCAUUAGCGAAAGCCGAAAACGAACUAUUGUGAAGGGAGUGAGUGGCGUUUUUCGGCAUGGACAAUUAUCAGCUAUAAUGGGUCCUUCGGGUGCUGGCAAAAGCAGUCUACUGAACGCCAUUUCCGGCUACCGUAAAUCUGGCGUCGAGGGUGCCGUACAUUUAAACAGAAAAGCAUCCUGCUAUAUUACGCAAGAGGAUCACCAUCAGCCACUAUUGACUGUAGAGGAACUAAUGCACAUUGCCUGCCAGCUGAAAAUCAAGGGAAAAUCUAACUACGAUGAAAUAAUAACUCAAGUAUUGUCCGACCUUAAUCUAAACCAUCGGCGAAACAUAACUGCAGACAAAUUGAGUGGAGGAGAGCGAAAACGACUGUCUAUAGCACUAGAAAUGGUCGCCAAUCCAUCGAUUUUUUUCCUGGAUGAGCCUACUAGUGGCCUGGAUGAGGUCACCGCUGCUACUUGCGUUCGAUUGUUCCGAGAUCUUGCCAAGCAGGGACGGACCGUAGUAUGUACGAUCCAUCAGCCGUCGGCUAGUAUCUUUGCCCUAUUCGAUCACAUUUACGUAAUCGCCCGAGGGCAAUGUGUGUUCCAGGGUAGUCCAAAAGCUGUCGUUCCGUUCCUGUCCCACAUGCACAUUGAAUGCCCACGUCACUACAAUCCAGCUGAUUUCAUUAUCGAGGUUUGUGAUAGUGAGUCCUCGGAAAUCAUUCCAGCUUUAAGUGAGGCGAUGCAGAAUGGCAAAGCUAUAUGCACCAGGUCCAAUACUGUCAUGGCUGCAGCCGGCACCACCGGCUCAACACUGGUUGUAAACGAGGAGCCUAGUUCCCUGGAGCCUGUUAGCGAUUUUGUGAUAAAACCCACUGUCACCUCAAUGAUUCUCGAGCAACAACGGCCAAAAGUAUCAACUAUAGUGCAGAAAAUGAAACAAAUCACACGGUUUUUCCACAGCCCGCACGCUGUGUCGGGUUUCGUUCAGUUUUGGGUACUGUUCCGACUGAUGUGGACUAAAAUAAUGCGAAACAGAACGGUGCUUUGGAUACAGUUUUUACAUCACGUGAUUUGUGCGGCUUUCAUAGGACUGAUAUUUCUGAAUGCGGCCAACGAUGGAGCACGAAUGUUUGACCACCUCAAGUUUUGUCUAGGAGUAUGCUUUUUCUUUUGCUAUACGCAGGUUAUGGUUCCAAUAUUAAGUUAUCCUCGCGAAGUCAAACUAGUGAAAAAGGAAUGCUUCAACCGCUGGUAUGGCUUGUUUCCUUAUUACUUAGCAUUAACGCUAUCCCGACUGCCUGUACAGAUUUUUCUGAAUAUAAUCUUCACGAUGGUAGUAUACUGGCUGGCUGGUCUACCAGCUGAGUUGUUCCGUUACGUACUAUUCACGAUCGUCGGAAUGAUAGUUUCACUUUGCGCCGAAGGAUUCGGUUUAAUGAUCGGAGCCACCUUCAAUGUGAUGAAUGGAUCCGCUAUUGGGCCACUUACGAUAGCCCCGUUCCUUGGGUUGGCGAUCUAUGGAUUUGACUUUGCUCCACAAAUUCCGGCAUUAAUGCAGUGGUUAAUGCGAGCAUCGUUCAUCCGCGGCGGCGUUGUCUCAGUUGUGCUGGUCGUGUUCGGUUACAAUCGCCAGCGUUUGGAUUGCAAUGAUAUGUACUGCCACUUCGAUGAUCCAAAAGUAUUGUUGCAUUACGUACGGAUAGAUAACACAACAUUACUGUUCGAGUUGAGCAUUCUGACCGCAAUGACACUCUUCUACCGAUUGUUGUGCUAUCUCAGCCUACGAAGACGAUUUUACAAAUGAGGACAAAAAUAGGAGUGAACACAACGAAUAGACAGAAAAAUGUGAUCAAUUAAUUUUAGGUUUACAGAAAAUAGUUAUGGAAAUUUUUGGAACAUUUUUACUCGGGUUAUGAUUAAGAAAACUGAACUCUAGCAAUAGCAUUAGUUUAACAUUCCAGGGGCAAAAUGAAUGCAUGAAGAUUUCCAACUGUCUCUUUUAUUAAGAGGAAGUAACCUUCCAGGAUCCUAUCAAACCAAAUAUAUGAAAAAUUAAAAACCAAUAUAUUCAGAGUAGUUUUUGUACUUAAAAGAGAAGGAUAUUUCUUUAUUUGACACUAAUAAAAACUAUU
Messenger RNA from Sabethes cyaneus, 3159 nucleotides. RefSeq names its product ATP-binding cassette subfamily G member 4. Gene Ontology annotation, cellular component: plasma membrane. The record is from RefSeq and is a predicted model, not a curated record. The coding region runs from base 981 to 2831 and encodes 616 amino acids. Gene Ontology annotation, molecular function: ATP binding; ATP hydrolysis activity; ABC-type transporter activity. NCBI's taxonomy places the organism in Eukaryota, Metazoa, Arthropoda, Insecta, Diptera, Culicidae. The transcript has 9 exons.